This is a messenger RNA of Closterium sp. Yama58-4, 777 nucleotides long. Lineage: Eukaryota; Viridiplantae; Streptophyta; Zygnematophyceae; Desmidiales; Closteriaceae. The record is from the annotation of a GenBank genome assembly.
AUGUCUGAUCACACGCCUUUUGUGCUGCACCCUCGCCUUGCCCCCAACCUCACACCAGCCUUCUACAACUGGAACGCCGUCUAUUUCAUCUACUGCGAUGGCGGCUCAUUUUCAGGCAACCAGGACGAGCCCAUUCACUUCAAUGUCAGUCACAUGCCCCUCCGUCCCUCUCCGACUCUCUCCCUCUCGCCUCUCCCUCCACCUCUCCACAUCUCGCCUCUCCGCCUCUCCUUCUCUCCGCCUCUCCUUCUCUCCUUGUCUCCGCCUCUCCUUCUCUCCUUGUCUCCGCCUCUCCUUCUCUCCUUGUCUCCGCCUUUCCUUCUCUCCCUCUCUCCUUGUCUCCGCCUCUCCUCUCCUUGUCUCCGCCUCUCCUUCUCUCCGCCUCUCCUUCUCUCCCCUCUCCGCCUCUCCCCCUAUCCCACUAAUCCUCUCUCCACAUCUCCGCCUCUCCUUCUCUCCGCCUUUCCGCCUGCUCGCCUCUCCACCUUUUUACACUUCCGUCUCUGCCUCUCCACCUCUCUGCCUCUCCACCUCUCUGCUUCUCGUCGUGCUGUUUCUUCCUUCUCAUUCUCCCCCUCUCUCGUCCACCACCCCUUCCUUUCCCCUUCCUUUCCCCUCCCUCCUAUCCUGCCCCCCCAGGGCAUUCCGCUGUACGUGCGCGGAAGGCGAGUAGCGGAGCUGCUGCUGAGGGUGCUAAUGGAGAAGAAGGGGCUUGACCGCGCGGACAGGGUGAGAGGGGGGAGGGUGGCGGGUGGGAGGGUGAGAUUGGCAGCGUGA